UUACUCUAAUCACGGUUUACGGUUUUUUUCGGGUUUUAUAAAAACAAAAGCUUUUUUUCAGUAGCGCGCAAUCUAAACAUUCGUAAUUAUCAAAAAUAUUCUGCAAAAUUAUGAAAGCUAUGGUUGUUUUCUUUGUUAUCUUGGUAGUAAUUGCUGUUGUGGAAAGCUCCCCUUACCCUCAGGAAAUUCCUGCUGUUCCUGGUUCGGAUAGCAUUCCCGGAGCUGAUAAAAUUCCCAAGGCAGAUGAACUAACCAAAGUGCCAGACGCGGAUACACUACCAGGAAAAGAUACCAUGGAUAAGAUUCCAGGAAAAGAUAAAAUUCCGAGUGCAGAUGAUAUGCCAGGAAAAGACAUGGCUGACAAAGCAAGAGCAUCAGCUGAAGCAACUGCUGCAGUUGCAAUUGCUUUAAUCCCAAAAGUCUGAUUAACAGUUUCCCUCUUUUCUCUAAAAAAGAAAAUAAAAAUGAAGUGUUAUUAUAUCAAUGUAUGUGUGGUUUGUGGCUAAAUAAAAUAUCAAUGUUACGCUAUAAA
This is a messenger RNA of Parasteatoda tepidariorum (common house spider), 532 nucleotides long. RefSeq lists its product as uncharacterized. The record is from RefSeq and is a predicted model, not a curated record. NCBI's taxonomy places the organism in Eukaryota, Metazoa, Arthropoda, Arachnida, Araneae, Theridiidae.